UGGGAUCUCUGUUUGUCAACUACCUGUUCAUCAAGUUGUUUGAAAUCAAAGAUGCUGAUGUUCCUGUUAUUGAGCAAACUCUGUUCACAAAUAUCUUUGCCGUGAUGACCGGAAAUGGUAAGAAGGCACCGAACGACAUCAAAGAACAUUUCACGACCUUCUGUGUCCUGACGACUUUGGACCCGCAGCUGCUAAAAAGUAUAAACUACUCAAGCGUUCUUUCCAUUGCCGGUAAACAGUACGAAACACUUACCAGAAACUACAUACAUGAAACACAUGAUAAAAAGAUCAAUCAUGUAUUUUUUGGCUGUGUUGUCUGAUAAUAAUUCUGUAAACUUCUGUAAAAAAUUUGACGGUAGCAGAACGAAAAUAAUAGCACAUUAUAUCUAUGGAAAGAAGCAGGGACCAAGCCCCUCAUGGCCUGCCUCUCUCUCUAGAAGUGAUGCUCUAGACAAGAUAGUCGCCAAUUUCACUGCCAUAUGGGAAAAGUAUCAGCCAAGUGAUUGCGACUUAAAAACACUGUAUUCUAAGCCGCACUUAUUCUUCAAGUGGUUCAACUUUCUCUCUAAGGAGGUCCAAAAGAAGGUUUUUAUUAUGGAGCCACAAGCAGCAAAAGUUGCAUCAAAGGCUUACAUUCUCCGAAAACUUCUCGAAAUUCCAUUUGCUGCUACGUUGAAUAGGCAGAAGUUUAGUUCUCUGCUUGAGCAAAUAUUAGCAGCAGUCAAUUCAGAUAAGCCUUUUCUUCCGGGGAACAACCACAGAACCUCGCGUCACAACAGAUAUCCGUGAUACAAGUCUUCAUCGACACCGUAAAAGGCAGAAUCAAUGAUGGAACUUUCCUACAAAAUACACAGAUACUAGAGGCCAUCGCUUUGUUUUUCACUCGCACCAUUAUACUUAGUCAAAACCAAGUCAAUCCAAAUCGAUACUCAGGCGUUUUAGAGAUUAGCGAAAG
Messenger RNA from Mycotypha africana, 955 nucleotides. RefSeq lists its product as uncharacterized. The coding region runs from base 268 to 789 and encodes 173 amino acids. Lineage: Eukaryota; Fungi; Mucoromycota; Mucoromycetes; Mucorales; Mycotyphaceae. The transcript has a single exon. The record is from RefSeq and is a predicted model, not a curated record.